Molecule: messenger RNA, 8030 nt
Organism: Microplitis mediator
Lineage: Eukaryota; Metazoa; Arthropoda; Insecta; Hymenoptera; Braconidae
Product: anoctamin-4
Exons: 12
Coding region: 312-3854 (1180 amino acids)
Biological process (GO): chloride transmembrane transport
Cellular component (GO): plasma membrane
Molecular function (GO): chloride channel activity; protein dimerization activity
Source: RefSeq, a predicted model, not a curated record
AUCUCAUUUUAUUUUUUAUGUUACCGGUGUGAAAAACUGCCAGUGAUUAAUUAAGCAAAUUUAUUGUUAUAAAUUAAAUAAAAAAAAAAAAAAAUGAUUAAAUUGAGAAUAAAUAUUUUAGAAAAAAUAAUAAAGUGUAAUAACAGUAAUAGCAUUAAAGUCAGUGGUGCCAAGGCCGUGGAAAACAGUUUUCCCAGCGGUCAUACAUAUCGAUCUCAGUAUUAAUAAUCUAAUCGAGGAAACAGAACCGUACAGACAUUUACCAUUAGUUUAUUAUUAUUUUUUUUAUUCUGUUUAAAUAUCAUUGAUCGAUGUCGAUUAAUACCCGCGACGAGGACGAGGGCUUGGAUGACGAGAACGAUGUAGUGAGUAGGGAGGACAACGUCCGACAAAUGCAGCUUGUCGUGGCAAGUAAAGCUCUCCUACCAUUUCCGCCUCCACUCAGUGAUCUUGCUGGGUGCAGUCCGAGCUACCUCACAUGCAACUCGUCAACUACUUUUACGUUUCCGGAGGUUGCCAAUCCGAUGGCUGACAACGUCAUCCUCCAAGACGAAACUCUGGACACUCAUAGUCGCAGACCAAGUCGUAACAACUCAUUGGCAGCUCAAAUUGGUGAACCGAGUCCGUCGAAAUCACAGCUCAGUGAUCUUGUUCGUUCGAUUGGUACUCCGGACGUAUCUCUCACCUCAACGCCGCAAAACUCACCGGUAUUUCGAAGACACUCGUCAAUAAGUGAAAGUAUUCUUAAGCAUUUGAAAAAUAUAACGAUGCCGGAAGCUGACACAACAGUUAUAACAGACGAUGGUGAUGGAGAAAAGUGUUCUUUCAGAGGAAGAAAUAUUUUUUACAAGCCCGAGAAAAAUGAAGAUCACAGAAUAAAUGUUGAUAUAAAAGUUACCAGUCCGAGAAGUAAAAGAGCCUCUGCAGCUGCUGUCUAUCCGAUGUCUUCUGACCUCACUGUUCGUGAUGCUUUUGGACCAAAAUUAACACCAGCAAUGUCCGAAGUAAACUCAUUAGCCGUUACACCGACUCUCGAAGAUGGUCCAUUUGAUGACGAGCAAGCAGCAAAACAUUCAAAUUUACAAAACGGCGCCGCUGGAGGAUCCAAUGACAAUGAACCCGAUCCAGAAACUCUUUUUUUCCGGGAUGGCCGAAGGCGUAUUGAUAUGGUAUUGGUAUAUCAGGAAGAAACUGAGGGUGUAAUCACAGAAAUAGAAGCGAGGAAACGAGAACAACGUCGAGUUUUUCAGGAAAAUUUAUUAAAAGAAGGUUUACAAAUGGAAUUAGAACCUAAAGAAAAUUCAUUUGAUGGAAAAACAUUUUUUCUUAAACUUCAUAUUCCGUGGAAAAUUAAAAUUCAAUAUGCUGAGGUCAUGAAUCUAAAACUUAUCACAAAAAGAUUAAUUACUAUUUCAGUAAAAGCAUGGGGUGACGAUGGUAAAAAAAGUAAAAAAAAGUUUUGGGAAAAAAUGGGAAAUUGUUUGAAUUUAUUUAAAAGAAUUCACUCAUGGGAUACUAAACUUUAUCCAGAGGAGCCAAGUUUUUAUACUGGUCAAGAUUCGGAUUCACGUGAAGAAAGAUUUCUAGUGAAAGAUCGAGAAUCAUCAUAUACACCAGCGCAAAGAUCUUUAAUAGUAAUGCAAAUAUUGUCUCGGACGAGAUACGAUGACGUACACGAAAAAGCCGGUAUAAAAAGGAUAAUUGCUGAUGGAACUUAUUUGGAUUGUUUUUGUCUUCACGAAGGACCUUACGAUAGUCCUGGACCUGACGGUGUACCUCUUGAUCGUCAUCUUCUGUAUCUUAUUUGGGCCAGACCCUCCCAAUGGUAUAAGAAGCAACCUUUGUGGCUUAUUCGACGAUAUUUUGGCGAAAAAGUCGCACUAUACUUCGCCUGGCUGGGUUUUUAUACACGUGCUCUAUAUUUACCAGCAAUUGUCGGAUUACUUUGUUUUAUUUAUGGACUUCUAAGUAUGCAGGGACCUGAUAAUGUACCUAGCAACGAAAUAUGUGAUCCUAAUAUAGCUGGAAAUAUAACAUUAUGUCCGUUAUGUGAUAGAGCUUGUGCCUAUCGAAGAUUAGGCGACUCUUGUAAAUUCUCUAAACUUACGUAUCUAUUCGAUAAUCCUUCUACUGUUUUCUUCGCUAUAUUUAUGUCAUUUUGGGCAACGAGUUUUCUCGAGCUUUGGAAACGUCGGCAGGCAGUUAUUGUUUGGGAAUGGGAUUUGCAAAAUGCCGAUGGUGAUGAAGAUCCAAGGCCUGAAUUUGAAACAACCGUUAAAACGUUCAGAAUAAAUCCAGUUACCCGAGAACGUGAACCUUAUAUGCCUCUUUUAUCUCGAGUCUGGAAAAAUAUGGUUACUGGAUCGCUUGUAUUUUUUAUGAUUUGCGUGGUUCUCGGUGCUGUUCUUGGUACAAUAAUUUAUCGAGUGUCAUUAGUUGCGGUAUUUUAUGGCGGGGGUGAUUCAUUUAUCAGUAAACAUGCUAAAAUUUUUUCAUCAACAACUGCUGCAGUUCUUAACUUGAUAAUGAUUAUGCUUUUAACCCGAGUUUAUCAACGUUUAGCUAAAUGGAUGGUUAAUAUGGAAAAUCCAAGAACCCAAACCGAGUAUGAGGACAGUUUUACUUUCAAAAUAUUUAUAUUUGAAUUUGUUAACUUUUAUUCAUCACUUAUCUACAUUGCUUUCUUCAAGGGAAGAUUUUACGUCCAUCCAGGCGAUGCAGAUGCACGUUCUUCGGCAUUUUUCCGUAUUAAAACGGAUGUUUGUGAUCCGGCUGGCUGUCUUUCUGAGUUGUGUAUUCAAUUAGCAAUAAUAAUGAUUGGAAAACAAUUGUUUAACAAUUUUAUGGAAAUAUUAUCACCUAAAUUGGUUAAUUGGUGGCGUAAACGAACUCACGUUGCUAGAACGAAGGAUCACGAAAGGCCAUAUACAUCUUGGGAACAAGAUUAUCAGCUUCAGGAUCCUGGAAAAUUGGCACUAUUCGACGAAUAUCUUGAAAUGAUUAUUCAGUAUGGCUUUGUAACACUAUUUGUUGCGGCUUUUCCAUUGGCACCAUUAUUCGCCUUACUAAAUAAUAUCGGAGAAAUAAGAUUAGAUGCUUAUAAAAUGGUCAAAGAAGCUCGAAGACCUCUUGCUGAAAGGGUCGAAGAUAUCGGUGCUUGGUAUGGAAUUCUCAAAGGUUUAACAUACGCGGCAGUUGUUUCAAAUGCUUUCGUUAUUGCUUACACAUCAGAUUUUAUUCCAAGAAGUGUUUAUGCAUUUGUUUACUCACCAACAAAUGAUCUUGUUGGUUACAUUGACAGUUCAUUAUCGGAAUUUAAUACCUCAGACUUUCGUGAAGAUAUGAUAAAUCCUUCAAUAAAAUCACCGCCUCUUAAAUGCCAAUACCGAGGAUACAGAAAUGGUCCAGAUCAUAAGACAGAUCCAUAUGGUCUUAGUCCACAAUAUUGGCAUGUAUUUGCCGCACGACUUGCAUUUGUUGUUGUCUUCGAGCAUUUUGUGUUUUCAUUGACGGGUGUUAUGAGCUAUAUUAUACCAGAGACACCAAGUGCUGUAACGACACAAUUGUCUCGUGAAAGAUUGUUAGCUCAAGAAGCUAAGUACGAAAAAGGGGUGAAGGGUAAGGAAGAUGAAGAUGAUUUACUAAAUGUACUGAGAGAUGCUGGUGCUGUUGGCCGACAUGGCGUUAAAUACGGUCCUUGGACACGAAGAUUUAGUAAACUCAGUGAUAAUUUUGAUGCACAUAUAGAUGUAACAAAUAAUAAUAUUAAUAACAAUAAUAAUAAUAACAAUAACAGUGAUGAUAAUGAGCAUCAGAGAAGGAGUGAUGCUUCAAGUGCUUGGGAAAGGACAUAAUCAAAUUUUUGUUGAAUAUUCUCUAUCUCUUUCUAUCUCUAUCUCUCUUUCUCUGAGCUGCCAAAGUUGUUAUUAUUGUUACUUUAGAUUAUUUAUAUAUUUAAAGACUGUUAAAUGAAAAAGACAAUACACUGUAAAAAAUCCGGGGGUGGAUAUGGAUUUUAUUUAAAUCUGAGUUCACUCCGUCACUCAGAGUUACGGAGUUUUUAAAAUAGUCACUUCGCUUACGGAGUAAAUAGAGAGUUUGUCUUUUCAGCGGAAUGAUCUGAAGUUUAUUAUUUCAAUCUGCAUUCACUCUGAUUCGGAGUUUCAAAAUUAAAUUAAACUUCCCUUCGAAGUGAAUGUCACUCCGAGGGGAAAGUUGGAAACUCAAAACGUGCACAUUAAUAAUAACGAGCAACCUGCAGUCACUACGUGACUGCCCAAAUAUCACUACUAAAUUUAUAAAAUACGCAAAAAAAAUGAUUUUUUGCCGCAAAAAAAUUUAAUUUGCACCAAGAAAUUUUAUGCAUUAUCAAUUAAAUAUAAAAAUUGUCUUGGGGCGAGAAAAGAUUUUUUUUGUCAAGAAAUAAUUCCUUGCACCAAGUAAUUUUUUCUAGUUCUAAAUAAAUUUUUGUUUUCAAUUCACAAUGCAAAAAAUUUAUUGGGGUAAGUUAAAAUUUUCUUUAGGCGAGUAAAGAUUUUUUGUGUCAAUGAAUCCUUUUUUUUUCUAUGUUCACUUUUUUGGCUUUGAGAAGCUUCCUAAAACCAAAAGGGAGUAUAAAAAUCUGUCAUUUUGGAAUAAGUAACGCUAUAUAAAUAAUAUAGCUAUAUAUCCAGUGACAUUCAGUCAUAUUUAGUGACAGAAUAAUUAAAAUAUUAAUGUAUUUAAAAAGAAUAAAUACGAUUGUCUUUUUUCUUGCGUAAUUUAAAUGUAAUUCGAAUGAUAUAGAUAAAUAUUUAUCUCAAUACUUGGCAAUUAAAAAGAGUUUAAACUAUGAUUAAGUCAAGACCUAUCUAAUGAUACCAAUUUCAAUAACAUUAACUAAUUUCAUCAUAUAGAUAUGGCGGGAACAAAAUUUUCCUUAUUCUCUUGAUAAUAUUGAUGAGGAAAAAAAAUGGCAGAUAAAUUUUUUCAUGAAUUGCCAGUUUCGUUUUUAUUAAUUAUAAUGAAACCAAAAGAAUUUGGAUAGUGAUUUUCAAAAGGGUUAUUCUCCAUAAGAAUUCAAGUGUAAUAAAAAAUAAAAUAGAUCAAUCGGUUGUGUAUUUUGUAACCCAUACGAAAAAAAUAUAUAUCCGGAUAUAUCCGGGCCAAUCUGCAUAUAUGAGACAUAUAUUUUUAUAAAAGUCGUUUAUAUGCAGAUUGGCCCGGACAUAUAUUUUUUUCGUAUAGGAAGUUAUUGUGCUUACCAACAUCCGUACAUACUGACGGAUAUCACAGGUUUUUUUACAUUUUGUUUUUUUCAAUAAUUAUUUUUUUAAAAAGUGACUCAAAAUUGUGAUAUUUCAUUCAUUAAUAAAUCUUUUAAAUGAUACGAAUUUUCUUCUAGUAUAAAAUAUUUGAAUAAGUGUGAAUAUGAUUUUUACGUGAGUAAAUCAGCUGGACCGAGUAAGCGGUAGCAGAACAUCUCAUUGCUUCGCAAUUGAGAUGUGCAAAAUAGUCAUGCACUACGCAUUCACUCUGGACUUAAUUCGCGUUCACUCCGCAAAUUUUUUACAGUGUAUUAUACUAGUCAUAAUAAGAAUAUGUAUAUUAGAGUGAUUCGAAACACCAACCUAUGGAAGUUAUGGCUUAAAAAUGAUUUUAUUAUUUUUUUAGUAAAAUUCUGUCUUCGAAAAAUGUUGAUAAAAGAGUUAAAAUUUUAACUACUUUGUGGAUUUAGUAUAAAAUUGCACCUUUUUGUAUAAAAAUGUAUUUCAGAUUUUCACGACCUGUGAGUACAAAAAUUAUUAGGCAUAAAAAUACCACUCAAAAAAAUUUUUCUCAGAGAAUUGACUGUCCUAAAAAAACAUGAUAAAAUAGAAUUUUUAUCUCAAGUGGUUCAAAAUUUUUACGCGUGUCAUUUAAAUGGGAAAAUUCAAAUGGCCACUGACCUUUUAAAAUUGAGCUAAGAAAUUUUCCUCCCAGAAGAAUUUUUUUCUCGCCAAAUAGGUCAUUUUUAAGCCAUAUAGAAUCACCCUAAUAUAUAUCACGUCACUAAUUCCAAAAGAACUUAUAUGUUUAUAUGCCCUCCUUUUGACUUUAGUCACUAAAUUUAAAGCCAAAAGGACGUAUAAAAAUAUGUCUUUUUGGAAUUAGUGAAGCGAUAUAUUGUAUAGUAGGGAAGUUGCUUCCUAAAUAUUUGUAUUUUUGUUAACACGUCAUAUGUAAAAAUUGUAAAUUUUAUUAUCUGUUAAGCGAAAGGAGAUUAUAUUUAUAAUUAAUUUACGAAAGAAAAAAAAAAUAUGUGUUUCAAAUAUAUCAUUGCAAUACAUAUGUGUAUAUUUAAAUUAGAACUAUAGUUUGUAUCAUAUCUGAGACAUAUAUUUUUUUUUAAUUUUAUACAAAGUAAAAGCCCCAAUUAUUGACACUGAUAAUUACAUAAGAUAAUCAUUAAUUUAUUAUAUUUAGUAUUAAUGAUUAAUCAUAGAUACAUUUUUAAACGUAUUCUUUUAUUUUAUGCUUCUACUAAUUAAAUCAAUUGUUUGUAAUAUUAUUAAAUUUAUUUUAUAAUAAAUAUAGAGCAUUUUAUACGACCACUCAAACGUAUUGACAUACUAUAUAUGUAUUAUUUUAUCUGUACGUGUUCUUGUACCAAAGACUUUAUAAUAAUAUUUUUUCAUGAUAACAGCAUUGAAACUUAAAGUUUCAGCGUCUCUACAGUCAGUCGAAACAAGAUAAUUUUAAGCCGAUGCUGCAAACAACUACUAGCGAAUUCGUAAUUCACGAAUACCUUCAUACAGCGGGCAGAAACAUGCGUGUUUCUUCCCUUGAGAAGAAACACAAUUAUUUCUGCCCGGUGUUAGUUAUGCUUAAUGUUCCCCAGAUAGCAAAAUGACGUCUUGAUGAGUUCUGAAUGAGUUCCUAUUUAUGAUUUGGACGCCUCAUCAACAUCUUAAAGAGGUCUUUAAGAAGUUCUCAAGAUGUCGAAUGAGCCACCUAGCGAACUCAGUAAGACGUCUUUAAAAAGAGUUCUCAAAGAGUUAUUUUUUCUGACUUCGCAAAUAAGACUUCAGUAUGAAUUUACCAUGACGUCUUUAAGGAGCUCCUAAUUUUGACUUCAUAAAGAAGUUUAAAAAAGAAUACAUUUCGACGUCAAAAAACUGACGUCUUAUUUAUGGAGUCUUCAAGAACUCUUAAUUAAGAGUUCUGAAAAAUUACAACUUUAAGAAGUCAUUGUAAGACUUCUUGAGGACGCCUUCAAAAAGACAAAGUAAAGCAGUCAUUCCAACUUUAAUGCUGUCUGGGUCAUUUGCAGCAUUAUUAUUCUCAUUCGUCUGCUUGUCACCUCAGUUUACUCAAUUCAUUUUUUAAGUGACAGUUUUAAUUAAUCAAAUAAAAUUACUAAAAAAUGAGGGAAAAUAAUAUUUUUGUCUUAUUUACUGUCUAAUAAGUGACUGUAAAUCACAUAUUUCUCAUUCUCUAACAGUUCUUUGCAUCAUCGGCUUGAUAUUAACUCGUUUCUUACUGGCUGCUGACACUGAAUCUUAAAGUUCCGAUGGAGGUAAUCAUGAAAAAUAUAGUGUGUGAUUCAGAAUGAAACACGAUUUCAGACUGCGGGUGAUGUCAGUCAACUUCACUCUAGUCUGAAAUCGUCUUGUUUCAUCCCUUGUCACACAAUAUACUAUCAAUUUUUAGAAGAUUUGAAUGAAGUUUAGUAAAUAAUAAAAUAAAAUAAAGUGUUAAUAAUUGGGCCUUUUAUCUUACUGACAAAGUAUUUAUAUACAAUAAGGACAGACGACUGAAGCUUAUGUAUGUACACUACAGAUUUGUGUUUCAAUGAUUUACAUAAAAUGGUGCAUUUAUUAUUUAUAUUAUUUAAUUAUUAAUCACAGUUGAGACAAUCAUAUCUGUUAUGGAAUAAUUGAUAAUUAUUGUUACUACAAAUUAUAUUAUUAUAAGGUAAAAAUGUAAAUAUAACUUUGAAUAAUUAUUAGAAGUGAAAGUUUUGUGUAUAAUAUAUAUAAUAAUAAUAAUAAUAAUACAAACGAAAACUA